Messenger RNA from Papilio machaon (common yellow swallowtail), 1467 nucleotides. RefSeq names its product arrestin domain-containing protein 17. Gene Ontology annotation, cellular component: cytoplasm. Gene Ontology annotation, biological process: protein transport. The coding region runs from base 75 to 1346 and encodes 423 amino acids. The record is from RefSeq and is a predicted model, not a curated record. The transcript has 8 exons. NCBI's taxonomy places the organism in Eukaryota, Metazoa, Arthropoda, Insecta, Lepidoptera, Papilionidae.
UCAAGUUGUCAUCAGAAGUUUUCCGAGUUUUCUUUCACAAUAAUAAUUACCCUUGGUGAUUUUGCGAUCCAAUAAUGGGCCUAAAAGAAGCCGCUAUCUAUUUAGAUAACGAAUUGAAUACUUAUUACGCCGGACAAACUGUAAAUGGGAGGAUUGAAUAUGUUUUUGAUAGUCCGAAAAAAGUGCGAGGUAUUCAAGUACAGUUUAAAGGUGAAGCACAUACAGAAUGGCGUGAAAGUAAAGAGGAAUCUGAUGACCAGGGUAAAUCCCAAACGACGGAUACAACGCAUUCGGGGAAUGAAGAGUAUUUCCAAAUUUCGUAUUAUAUACUUGGAAGCAAUUCAGGUAGUGAAAUAGAAAUACCUGCUGGUAAACAAGUGUACAAUUUUACAUGUGCAUUACCACCAGUGCUGCCGUCUUCCUUUGAAGGUCAACAUGGGUAUGUUAGAUAUACCAUUAAAGUGAUCCUGGAUCGCCCAUGGAAGUUUAAUCAGGAAACUAAAAUAGCAUACACUGUUAUCAAUGCCCUGGAUCUUAAUCUUAAUCCUUCUUAUAAAGAACCAAUUCAUAUGCAGAUGGAAAAGACAUUUUGUUGUUUUUGUUGUACAUCCCUACCAUUGUCAGUAGAUGUGAGGGCCCCUGUCUCAGGAUACUGUUCUGGACAAGUGAUACCAAUACAAAUUGAUGUUGAAAACAAGAGCAAUGUGGAAUUAACUCUUGUCAAAUUAUUUUUGAGAAAGGUUGUUACAUAUAGAGCUACAUCUCCAUCCACUGCAACAAAGAAGACAAAGGAAGUGAUCCUGACCAUUCAGCAAGGGCCGGUGGCAGCCGGGGCCACUAACCACUGGAGCCUCACCAUGGAGGUGCCUCCACUGCCGCCUUCAAACCUCGUCAAUUGUAGCAUCAUUGAUUUAGAUUAUGACUUAAAGGCUGAAUGUGAGGUGCCAUUCAUGCAUUUCAACAUGAAGGACAAGAAGUACAUUACUAUUGGAACUGUCCCACUUGUGGGUAUGAGUGGGCAGAGCAUCCCGUCCGCGCCCUUGCCUGAAAGUACCCAGGGCCAGCCAGCUGUGUUACCUGUCAGUCCUGGACAGCCUAAUAUGCCGAUGGGUACAGGCGGCGUGGCGCCCGGGGGAUGGGUUAUGCCCACCGCAGUGCCCGGACAGCCGCCCUACCAAAACCUAUAUCCUACUUUGACUCAGCCUGUAUACAAGGAGUCUCCGUACGCGGCACGUACGAUACAAGACAGGGGUGACAGUAACCAUGUGACUAUAGCCGGGCCAGCAAACUUCGCCCCCUAUUACCCCACUUACGCAGCCGUACAACCCCCGCCAUUACCCCAGUAAAAUGAAAACCAGUGUACAUUUGAGUUGGCACGUCGGGUCAAAGAAGACUCUUGUUCACGACGUGACAAAUCAAAUGCUGAUUAUGGCUGCUCCUAAUGGUUACGAUUUUUUAUAUCGAAGC